AGAUCGUUGCUUGACCGGAAACGCAACCGGGCUGUCAUUUGUCACUACUGUCCGGCGGCCAUUUCCUUUCUUUCGUGUCAACUGCGGAAAAAUGACGACCCCAGCUACUACUAAGCCUAAAAGGGAACCAAUCCACGCCGUUCAGGUGUUCGGCAGAAAAAAAUCGGCCACCGCAGUAGCUUACUGCAAGAGGGGCCGCGGAGUGCUCAGGGUCAAUGGACGCCCCUUGAGCCAAGUCGAGCCCAAGAUGCUCCAAGACAAGUUGCAAGAACCCAUUUUCUUGUUAGGCAAGGAUAAAUUCUCUGCCGUGGACAUCAGGGUCAGAGUAAAUGGUGGUGGUCAUGUAUCCCAAAUAUAUGCCAUCAGGCAAGCCAUCUCAAAGGCUCUGGUCGCUUAUUAUCAAAAAUAUGUUGAUGAAGCUUCCAAAAAGGAACUUAAAGACAUCCUCAUCCAAUAUGACAGGACUCUGUUGGUAGCUGACCCACGUAGGUGCGAACCCAAGAAGUUCGGUGGUCCAGGUGCCAGGGCUCGCUACCAGAAAUCUUACCGUUAAAAUUUUUUUUCUUUAUUAAGUUCCAAUAAAACUGGCUUAUUUUAUAAGUUAAAUUAAA
Molecule: messenger RNA, 611 nt
Organism: Anthonomus grandis grandis
Lineage: Eukaryota; Metazoa; Arthropoda; Insecta; Coleoptera; Curculionidae
Gene: RpS16
Product: 40S ribosomal protein S16
Exons: 5
Coding region: 92-553 (153 amino acids)
Biological process (GO): translation; maturation of SSU-rRNA from tricistronic rRNA transcript (SSU-rRNA, 5.8S rRNA, LSU-rRNA)
Cellular component (GO): ribosome; cytosolic small ribosomal subunit
Molecular function (GO): structural constituent of ribosome; RNA binding
Source: RefSeq, a predicted model, not a curated record